Fusarium pseudograminearum CS3096 is the source of this 1014-nucleotide messenger RNA. RefSeq lists its product as uncharacterized. NCBI's taxonomy places the organism in Eukaryota, Fungi, Ascomycota, Sordariomycetes, Hypocreales, Nectriaceae. The record is from RefSeq and is a predicted model, not a curated record. Bases 1 to 1014 code for a protein of 337 amino acids. The transcript has a single exon.
AUGGCUCAAGGUGCUCAAGCUCGUCAAUGCAGCCGCUACUGGCUCUUGACCAGCCCUCGCACUGCCUCCAACCUUCUUGUUAAGAUGCUUAACCUUGACGAACAAGGUGUCCGCCCUGCUCACUAUGGAGGAUACUUCUAUUUGCCCGCAAUCGAACAGCACUUCCUCCUCGAGAAAAAGUCCAUGGACACCUGGACGGAAGAAGAGAAAGCUUCCGUCAAUGGCACAACUCAGCAAUGCUCGCAGAGGUUUCUUGAAUACCUUGAUGCUGCUGAGAAAGAAGGCCAGAAGGUCUUUGUGAAAGAACACUCGAUCUUGCUGACCCAUCCACGUGCCGAGAGCCACUUUCUCUAUGGCUCCAAGGAGGCUCGUACGAUCACUGAGGCAACUCCCGUAACUGUCGAGGGAAUUCAAGAGCCGACUCGGUCGCCGCUCAACCUCACCGUGUUCCCAGAUGAGUUUCUCAAGACUUGGAACCCAACGUUCCUCAUUCGCCAUCCCGCCCUUGUGAUCUCCUCUCUGUACCGCACAUGCCUAGUCGAGAUGGAUUUCCACGGCAUUCAUCGCCCCAAGCAAGAGCCGUGUGCUGCAGAGCUCACCAUGCGAUGGCACCGCACCCUGUACGAGUUCUUCGCCCAGCACUUCGCUAGUGACAGCGUCUGGCCCAUCGUUCUCGAUGCCGAUGAUAUCAUGACGAGCCCUCAGCUGGUGUCAAAGUACGCCAAGCUGGCAGGCCUUGACGACAGCAAGGUCGUUCGAUCCUGGGAGAAGGCUCCAGAGCAAGAGUUGAACAAAUUGACCAACAUCGAGCAGAGGAUGCUUAGUUCUAUUAAUGCCAGUACCGCGAUCGAUCGCAGCAAGAUUGCGGGAGAGGUUGACAUUGAUAAGGAAGUCGUCAAGUGGACAAAGGAGUUUGGAGAGGAAGUGGCGAAAAAGCUUGAGAAAUGGGUACGAGAUGCCAUGCCGGAUUACGAAUUCAUGCACUCCAAGAGAAUGCGUCCAGAGCAGGAAUGA